This is a messenger RNA of Seminavis robusta, 2027 nucleotides long. The record is from the annotation of a GenBank genome assembly. NCBI's taxonomy places the organism in Eukaryota, Bacillariophyta, Bacillariophyceae, Naviculales, Naviculaceae.
GUGAUAUAAGCAGUCGAAGUUUGUGCGUACUGGGAUGGCAUUAUGAUGCCGAUGAGCAGUGGAAACCCACUACUGGGGGUCGAUUCACGCUGGGUAUUUCCACGAUCUUUUGAAACAUGGGGACUGGGGGUGUCCACUGAACAACCGAAAGAUCCAAAUCGACAAAAAUCUUCGUACAAGACAUCAAGAUGCACAAGAUAGCAGACGUACGAUACCCCUCCUGAUAACUAUCUCACCUUCUUAGAAACUUCUUCUAACGAUGCAUUACAUCAUCAGCGUCUUCAUACAUGUACUUCUGGGUGUUGGCCUGCUGUUGCGCCCCGUUUUGGCAUUGCAACAAUCCACGCCAAGAUGGCAACCUCUUCCGGAAGUGCCGCGACGCCAAGUGUUGACCUCUGCCGUUGGCGCUGCAUCUGCCGGUCUCUUAUUACCCGCUGCCAAGGCAAGCCCCAUACUAGCAGGCCCACGCUCUGUCAUUGCCGUCGAUUCUCAUUUGAGCAUUCCAGUCUGGCCCUCGUGGGCAGGAGGCCGCGUUGUCCCAGUUUCCCUGGGAGGACCUCUGCAAGAUCCUUUUCUGUUGUUGGCCCACCACAAGCACUGGUUUGAUCCCAAAGAUCCACUACGGCAACCCUUCCAACAAGCUGGAAAAUUGUUGGGAUUGCCGUAUGUGGAUGUAGAAGGCUUCAAGCUUCACCCCCAUCGCGGCUUUGACAUUUGGACGUAUGUUUUGGAUGGAAGCGAUGGCUUUCGUCAUCGAGACAGCUUGGGUGAGUCUCCGCGAGUCUAUCGAGGAGGGUCGGCCCAGUGGAUGCGAACGGGAUCGGGGGUAAUGCACGAAGAAUAUUGGGAAACUCGACCGGACAGAAGAACCAAUAUUGAACUAUUUCAGCUAUGGGUCAAUUUAGGCUCCAAACAAAAGAUGGAUCCUCCGGCCAUUCGGUAUUUGGGACAAGACACUACUACGCUGUGGACCGAGAAACACACAGUUUCCAAAGGGAGUGGGUGGGUCCGUGAUUUGACAUCUACCUUGAACACAGUCAUAGACGAGCCAGCUACCAGUACAGACUUUGAUGGCCAAGGAAUGGCCCGAGGACGUCCUCCACUGGAGAUUCUUCACGUCAAGUUGGAUCCAGGUAGCGAAUUUACCUGGGAGACGACACUCAACGUGGUGCUCUAUGUGCGAGAAGGCGCAGCACAACUAAAAGAUGUGGCUGGUAACAUGGUUCCUGUCGAGGCACUCCAAACAGCAACCUUUUCUCACAAUGGAGACUUUGUCACCAUCCGCAACCAAAAGGAGAGGCAAACACUCGACUUUUUGUUGCUCUCAGCACAGCCCCUGAGGGAGCAAGCGAUACAAGCGGGUCCCAUAGUCAUGAACACGGAGGAGGAAAUCAAUGUUGCUUAUCAACAGCUACAAGAGGGGACGUUCUUGAAUCGAGACUAUGUCUUGAAACAACAUGAACAAAAGAGACGUGCUUGAUGAGAAGACGCAAGCUUUGUUUGGACAAUGGCAAGAGGUAAGCAACAGUGACAGUGCUCCCUGGUGCUUCUGGGGCGUUGGUUACUGGACACGAAUCUUGCAUAAACAAAGAUGCAUGUUCGAAUACUGGUAUUCAAAGAAGCAACAGAGCGUUGAAACCAGUUCUUUUCCAAGUGAGUUUUCUGCCUUGAAGACUGAUAUUGAAAUGUCUGUUGGAUUGAGAUACCAGCUCAAGAUGGUGGGCGUGCCUUUGGAUGGAACGAUUGUUAUGUUGGCUGAGAACUUACAUGUCUCUCAUCAAGAACGCGUGCAACCCUGACAGUGUCGCUCCUGAAGAAGAAAUCGGUGUCAGUGGCAUCCGGUGCUGGUACCAUUACACCCGAGAGUCGAGUCAUCCGCUUGGGCACCACUGUGGUGGUUUACGUACCAAGUGAAAAGAACCUCAGCGACAUCUAUCUGCUACCCAGCUGCAACUGUGAAAGUACGUUAACUUUUUAUUCGCUCAUUAGUGCAAAUACCGUAGCUGCGCAAGUAGAAAACCAGCCCA